AUGCAGCUGCAGGGUGGUGAAUUAGAAAAGACAACAAAAUCUGUGGCAUCAAAUGAAACACACAAUAGUAACACUGAAAUGAGUGAAACAAAAGAUACUCAUAAUAUUUCUUAUGUGAAGGAGCACACAGAUGCUACGGAGAUUGGAUUCAAGGGUGAUACACAAACAGAUGAAACAUCAGACUCAUCCUCUGGCAUAGGACCAAUACAUGCAUAA
Sphenostylis stenocarpa is the source of this 216-nucleotide messenger RNA. The record is from the annotation of a GenBank genome assembly. NCBI's taxonomy places the organism in Eukaryota, Viridiplantae, Streptophyta, Magnoliopsida, Fabales, Fabaceae.